CUGUCAGAAAGUUAACCACAAAACGAAUUUAUCAGUUUUUAUGUUAACCGUCGACGAUUUUUUCAUUACAAAAGGAAAUCUGAUGUAUCAGAAUCGAUUAAUACGCAAGCUCCGUUACACAAAGGAACCUCAAAAAUAAUCUCGUUCAGAAUAGUUCAAACAAUAAUCUGGACGUAAAGGAUGACCCACUUGUGUUUGUGUAGUCGUGCAUAAUCCGAACGGUUUAUUUAUUAUUCGGAUAUUGAAUAUGUGGAUAGAUAACGAUUAAUUAUUGACGGCGAACUCAUCGAAUUUCAUUUAUAAAAAUUAUUGUAUUCCGCAAUUUGUGACGUAGCUUAAAGUGCAAAGAAAAUAAGUUUGUGUUGCAAUUUUUUAAUAGUAAUCAUGGAAGGAGGCCCAAAUAUCCAAGAAGCCGACAAUUUAACUAUCUCUUCGGAUGAAGAAAACAUGACAAACACCUGUUAUUACAGUUGCUUUGAUCCCAGAGGAAAAUCCCAUCGAUUUAUAGCAUUAUUUUUUAUGUGUUUCUUAGGGUUUGGUUCAUAUUUUUGUUAUGAUAAUCCUGCAGCUUUACAAGAUUAUUUUACCAAAGAUUUAAAUAUGACCAGUCAACAUUUCGUUAUGUUGUAUUCAUUGUAUUCCUGGCCAAAUGUUGUUUUAUGUUUUGUGGGCGGAUUUCUUUUAGAUAGUGUUUUUGGUAUAGGACUUGGAACAAAUAUAUACAUGUUCUUAACGUUAUUAGGUCAAGUCGUUUUUGCUUAUGGUACAAUACAAAAUGAAUUUUGGGUUAUGGCAUUGGGACGAUUUAUUUUUGGAACUGGUGGUGAAUCAUUAGCUGUUGCCCAAAAUAAUUAUGCAGUACUUUGGUUUAAAGGGAAAGAAUUGAAUAUGGUUUUCGGGCUUCAAUUGAGUUUAGCUCGAAUUGGAAGUACCGUAAACUUUUGGAUUAUGGAAUCUAUUUACCAAUGGGUUGGACAUACUUAUACGGGAUACGAAUGUUUAGGUUUAGCAUUAUUUAUAGCCGGAUUUUCGUGUAUAAUAUCGAUGGUGUGUUCCUUAUUUCUUGGUUGUAUGAAUAAACGAGCCGAUAGGCUUUUAAGAAGACAACAAACUGAAACGAACAUAUCUCCUUUAGCCAAUUUGUUAAGCGUUAAAGAUUUUCCGAGUGCUUUUUGGCUCGUUUCAGUUAUAAUAACCGCUUAUUAUGUGACUAUUUUCCCUUUUAUAGCUCUAGGAAAGCAAUUUUUUAUAGAACGAUUUAAUUUAGAACCACAACAAGCCAAUAACGUAAAUAGCAUAAUUUAUUUAAUAUCCGGUGUAGCAUCCCCAUUUUUGGGCUAUUUAAUUGAUAAGGCGGGUAGAAACUUAACAUUCGUUGUAAUUUCCAUAAUAACGACUGCGAUCGCUCAUUCCAUCAUCAUUUUUACUUAUUUAAAUCCUUACGUGGGUAUGGCCAUCAUGGGAAUUGGAUAUUCAUUAUUGGCGAGUGGUUUAUGGCCUUUGGUGGCACUUUUAGUACCUGAGCACCACUUGGGGACUGCUUAUGGAAUCUGCCAAGCUGUUCAAAAUUUAGGUAUGGCUGUGAUAUCGUUAUUAACUGGAUUCAUUCAACAUCAUUAUGGGUAUUUUUGGUUGGAAAUGUUCUUUUUGUAUUCAUUGGCGAUUUCGUUUAUGGCUACAAUCUGUUUGUGGAUUUGGGACAGAAGAUGUGAUGGAACGUUGAAUAUGUCACCGUUACGUCGUGAACAGAGGGAAAUGUAUUUAUCGACGAGUCAAGAUAAAGAAAGACUGCUAAAGGACGUGAAUGAGGAGGAAGGUGAAAGCUCAGGUGACGCAAUGCAACCAAGUUCAGACAUACAAAUAAGAAAUAAGUAUUUGCAAAAGAUUGGAACUCCGCCACCGAUGAGUCUUAAUUCGAGCUAUUACAACAACGCGAUACAUUCCCGGCUUAGUUAACAUUUUAUUUUUAAUGAUAUACAUUUUUUUCUCUUAUCAUGUGAUAUAAACGUUUUACUUUUUAUUAAUUUUUAAAUCAAUGUAAGAUGUAGAGAGUAAUUUUUAGCUCAAUGAUCAAUCGAGGGAACAAGUUUGAAUUCAUUUUAAAUCAAAAUCAGAUUUUCUGAAAAUAUUUUUGACAUAACCAGCCGGACUGGUGCUUUUAAAAAAAACUGUACCAUAUCUCAAGAAAGUAAUUCAGUAUUUAAUCAGGUUUAGAAUUUAAUAAUUAAACUAAAAUACAAAAAUAAAACGGAAUUUUAUGUAUAUUAGUUUAAAUUAUAAAUAAAUUAUAUCAGAUGAUUAUUUUUGUAGAUAAAAGAUACAAUAAGAUGUUAAUAAGAAUAUUAUCUGUAUAUUUAUGUAACAAUAAAGAGAUUUCUUUGUGAUAACUGAUUAAUUAAAUAAAGAAUAAAUAGAG
Molecule: messenger RNA, 2416 nt
Organism: Onthophagus taurus
Lineage: Eukaryota; Metazoa; Arthropoda; Insecta; Coleoptera; Scarabaeidae
Product: lysosomal dipeptide transporter MFSD1
Biological process (GO): transmembrane transport
Cellular component (GO): lysosome
Molecular function (GO): transmembrane transporter activity
Source: RefSeq, a predicted model, not a curated record